GGUCAUUCCUACGCUGACUUGAAAACAUCACCCGCGAACGAACGAUAAAAAAUCUAAGUGAGUUAGAUUAAGAUUAUAGACUGUCUCGAAAAGUACUGAUGUACCCAACACGCUGGAUAAAUAGGUCUUCAUCCAUUGGUUGCCAACGUCUGAGAAUCCUCUGUAAACAUGUUAGGAUGAAAUCUACCAGUGCAGAAAUGGAAGCAGAGGUAUUACUUGAAGUAAAAAAUAAAGUUGGUGUCAUCACUCUAAAUCGUCCAAAGGCACUGAAUGCUUUGAAUCUGAAUAUGAUCAGGGACAUCUACCCAGUGUUAAAGGAAUGGGAGGCUGACCCAGCAGUAAGUUUAGUCUUAAUUAAAGGAGCAGGAGAUCGUGCCUUCUGUGCAGGUGGUGAUGUCAGAGCUGUAGCUGAAGCUGGGAAAAAGGGGGAUGAUCUUACCAAGCUGUUCUUUAAAGAGGAAUACAUGUUAAAUUAUGCAAUUGGAACACUAAAAACUCCUUAUGUGGCAUUCAUCAAUGGAAUAACAAUGGGAGGGGGUGUUGGUUUAUCUGUCCAUGGCCACUUCCGAGUUGCUACAGAACGCACAGUGUUUGCUAUGCCAGAAACUGCAAUAGGUCUUUUUCCUGAUGUUGGAGGUGGUUACAUGUUACCUAGAAUGAAAGGAAAGUUAGGACUUUACCUUGCGUUAACAGGUCAUAGAUUAAAAGGUUAUGACAUCAAACAUGCUGGAGUAGCUACACACUUUGUUACAAGUGAGAAGUUAACAGACCUUGAGUCAGCAUUACUCAACCUUCCUGAUCCACAGAUGAAUACAGUGCAAAAUGUUUUGGAUAAUUAUGAUGAGAUGUGCUCUGAUGAAGAACAGAAGGAGUUUGUGCUAGAGAAACACAUACAUCAAAUUAACAGCUGCUUUGACAAACCAACUAUAGAGGAAAUUUUACAGGCAUUAAGGGAUGAUGGAUCAGAUUGGGCCAUGAAACAAGUUGAGACUCUACAUAAAAUGUCCCCAACCUCCUUGAAGAUAACCCUUAGACAGUUACAAGAAGGACAAAAUUUAAGUCUUAGUGACUGUUUGAAAAUGGAAUACAGGUUAACCCAGAGGUGUAUGGAGGACAAUGAUUUUUAUGAAGGAAUAAGAGCUGUUUUAGUGGACAAAGAUAAUAACCCCAAGUGGAAGCCUGGAAGUUUGGCUGAUGUGUCAAACAACAAGGUGAACAGCUACUUUAAAACACUGGGAGACAGAGAACUUGUUCUUUGAUGUUUCAUGGUAACCAUCAGUUCUAUAGGGGAAAGAGACUCUAGGACAGAAUGAUGACUACAUGAACUACUCUGGUGGAUGAAAGAAUGAGAACAGCCUCUAUUUCUGCAAUAAAUUCCAUACUGUGUCAUAUUAUGGAUUGCUCUGUCCUCUUGAAUUGUCUAACAAACUCAUCCUGUCAACUGAAUGAUUUAGGCAUAAAACACAUGCACGUGGUUAAUCUAGGUCAAAGAACUUGUGUAAAAUUCGUUUUGAUCCACUUUGGAAAAGAAGUUGGUUGAUGGUUGUGGAAGGAUUGGUUUGCAAAUUUUAAUUAAUACUUGGGCUUGAUGAGAGGGUGAUGUGAAUGAGAAGACUGCAUGUGGCAAUUAUUUUUAUCAUCAAAAACAUUAAAUAAAACUGCU
Molecule: messenger RNA, 1663 nt
Organism: Pocillopora verrucosa
Lineage: Eukaryota; Metazoa; Cnidaria; Anthozoa; Scleractinia; Pocilloporidae
Product: 3-hydroxyisobutyryl-CoA hydrolase, mitochondrial-like
Biological process (GO): L-valine catabolic process
Cellular component (GO): mitochondrion
Molecular function (GO): 3-hydroxyisobutyryl-CoA hydrolase activity
Source: RefSeq, a predicted model, not a curated record